Molecule: messenger RNA, 2953 nt
Organism: Cuscuta epithymum
Lineage: Eukaryota; Viridiplantae; Streptophyta; Magnoliopsida; Solanales; Convolvulaceae
Source: the annotation of a GenBank genome assembly
GGAAAAAAAGAAAAUAAGAGCAGGAGCAAAUCGAUCGUCCUCCAAUGAGAGUUGUUCAUUUCUUAUUUCUCUUUCACCCUCGAAUCCUUCAUUUCUUGAGUCUUCUUCUAGGGUUUCGGCUUUCCGGAGAAAAUCCAGUAGAAACCACCAACCCUAACCCAAAAAUUAGUUCUUUGGCAGUCAAAUAGUUGCUUAUUUCAACUUGGAGUCAUGGCAGAGCCGAUGACCGUCGACGUAAUAGACGAGACCAAAACAACGAAGGGUCCGGAUUCUCAGUGCGAUGUCACUUCGAAGGGGAACUUGAAGAGAAAGAGGGCGUCUUCUGUUGCAUUGGUGCGGCCAGAAGAGAGAGAAGCUAAAAUCAAGGAGUUGCGCGAGGAAAUGGAGGGGUUGUUCAGCUUCUACAAGGAAGGGCUGAAGCAGGGAGUGAAUAAACACGGGGAGAAUUUCACGGCUGGCAUCUCGAUGAAUUCGACCAUAGCCUCUUUAAUGGAAGAGAGCAGUCUUCCGCUCACUAAGUUAGUGGAUGAGAUUUUUGCGAAAAUCAAUACCGCUCCUGAAGGAAUCAAAAGCAACGUAGAGCUUAUAAGCAAAGCUGCUGUAAAGAGCGCUGUGAUCUUGGUUGGGCACAGGCUGUUCUACGGAAUUCCUGGCACCGACGCUGAUGUCUUGGAGGAUGAGUCUGAAUCUGCCCUUUGGUGCUGGGAGACAAGGGAUGCUAAGUUGUUGCCAAAGUCUAUGCGUUCUGAUAUUAGAAUCCGCCGAACUUGUAGGAAAAAGAUACACGAGAGGAUUUCCGCUGUAUCUGCAAUGUUAGCUGCUCUCUAUAAACCAGAAAGUCAUCAAAAUUGUAAAGAGCUGAUGAGAGCUUCAGAUAAGCUUUCUAAAGUUUUAGCUGAAGCAGAAAUACGCGUGUUAAUACAGAACAUGGGACAAACAAGUGGUGCUGAAAUUGCUGAGAAGGAUACCAAGAAGGAGAAGAUUUUGAUCAAGGAGAUGGAGAGGAGCAAAAGAGAAGCAGAAAAGGAAAAAAGAAGACUGGACAAGGAACUUCAAAAGGAAAAGUUACUGAGUGAGAAAGAGGAGAAGCGACGUGAGAGAGAAGAAUCUGAGCUAAAAAAGCAAUUAAAGAAGCAACAAGAAGAAGCUGAGAAAGAUCAGCGACGCAAGGAGAAGGAAGAGGCUGAUUUAAAAAAACAACAGUCCUUACAAAAACAAGCUUCACUCAUGGAACGCUUUCUUAAAAAGAACAAAAAUUGCUCAACUUCUCAAGAUGACCAAUUGUUGAGCAAUGCAAUAUCUGAUUUAUGCCCUGAGGAGAGGGAUAUAAUACCUGAAUCUGUUACUUCAUCAAUGGACUCUAUUCUUUCACUUCAGGAUAGAAUAAGUGCAGAAGAGCUGUGGAGGUCACAUAUAGACUCUUGGCGAUGCUUGGGUCAUUUAGUUCAUUCAAAUAAAAGUUCUCAUUGGGGGCUUCGUCAUGGACCCAAAACUGAAGUUGUCAAAGAUCUCAAGCUAACUACAAGUGAAGGGCUUUCUAAUGAUUAUGAGAUAACUGAAGCAAAGCUUUCUGAUAGAUUGAUUGACACUAACGGUGAUAGCAAAAUCUGCCACAUGAAUCCUAAGAGUUUUCCAUCUGGUUCCCGGAAUAGGCUACGACGUGUAAAAUUAUUGCAGUUCGAUAAGAGCCACAGGCCUGCAUUUUAUGGCGUUUGGCCAAAGAAAAGUGAAGCUGUCAAGGGACGUAGCCCUUUCACAAAGGACCCAGAGUUGGAUUAUGAGAUUGACAGUGAUGAGGAGUGGGAAGAGGAGGAACCUGGUGAAAGCUUAUCUGAUUGUGAUAAAGAUGAUGUUGAGAGUUUAGAGGAAGAUUGUUCAAAAGGUGAUGAUGAGGAAGAAGAAAGUGAAGAUGGCUUUUUUGUCCCAGAUGGAUAUCUAUCCCAGGAUGAGGGAGUUGAAUUUGACAAAACAGAAACUGAUGGCAUGUGUGAGAUUAAAGUUACACCAAGUUUGAAUCCAGAAGUGCAAGGUGAAGCAAUUGGUGUGCUUCGGCAGCAGAAAUGUCUAAACAAUUUGACGGAGCAUGCUCUCAAGAAGAACCAGCCAUUAUUUAUAAUAAAUUUCAAGCACGAGAAAGAUUUGCUGUUGUUGGAUGAUGAUGUCACUGGUACUGAAAAGCUUGAACAACUUUGUUUGAGUGCUUUGAAGAUGUGCUUCUUCCCAGGUCAGCCAUCUCUGCAGAUAUCAUGUGUAAAUCAUCAAACUGAUGAAAAGGUUCAAGAAGCUUCUCCCACAAGCAGCAGCAAGAUAGCUACCUCACAAGCUGGCAUGUCAGCUCUGCAGGAAUCAGAUUUACCUGUAAUUGUAUCUGUAAUCAAAUCAUGCUCGCAUGGCAUAAACAAGAUUGUUGAAUCAUUGCAACUAAAGUUUCCUCAUAUGGCAAAGACCCAAUUGCGAAGUAAAGUGCGUGAAAUUGCAGAUUUCGCAGAUAAUAGAUGGCAGGUCAAAAAGGACAUUCUUGCGAGAGUUGGAUUGACCCCAGAAAAAGUUGGCAGUGUGAGGACAAAGAGCAUUGCAGCCUUCUUUUCAAAAAGGUGCCUUCCGCCUUCGUCAACCAGCAAGGAUGUUAUUAGUAAUCCCAAAGAAACUUCUCCAAGACCAUGCGAUAAACAAGAAUGAACCUCUGCUGGAUCAACACCAAGAAUGAACCUCUGCUGGAUCAACACGUAAAUCAGAGAGGCUGUUUAGUUUUGUAUGCCUUUCAAAUUUUGAGGUUAAACAGAUCACAAUGAUAAUGAUAUACUAGUAUAAGUUUGGGUUUUUCUGAUCAACACCUGUAUUUUGUAUGUAGUGUAAGUGUAUGUAUGAUAUUAAAAAUUAGAGACUAGUCUCCAAAAAUAACCCUCUUUGGGAAAUUAUUUAUAUUACCAAGGAAACCAAGGAAACAUUAUUU